Messenger RNA from Argiope bruennichi, 6665 nucleotides. RefSeq names its product la-related protein 4B-like (gene Larp4B). NCBI's taxonomy places the organism in Eukaryota, Metazoa, Arthropoda, Arachnida, Araneae, Araneidae. Gene Ontology annotation, molecular function: mRNA 3'-UTR binding. The record is from RefSeq and is a predicted model, not a curated record. Bases 140 to 3364 code for a protein of 1074 amino acids. The transcript has 19 exons. Gene Ontology annotation, cellular component: cytosol; cytoplasmic stress granule. Gene Ontology annotation, biological process: positive regulation of translation.
UGAAAAUUAUUAUUUGAAGUAUUUGUACCAAUAUUGUUUGUCACUAAAUACUGUAACACGGCAAAGUAACUACAAUCCAUCUGUACAGGGAAUUCAUACAGACUACAAUAAUGAUGAUCGAUUUCAGCGGUAUUAUAUUAUGGAAGAAAGGCAACUUGAUGUCCAGUUAGUAAGCUGUAGCAUUUCGAUAUAUAUUCAGGUGAAAGCAUCCAAUCCUUCUGAAGACAUAUCUGAAACCGAGGACAGCACCAUAGCUUGUCGUCACGACAUAUGCGACAUUCCUCCUCAAUCCUUAGAAGAAAUUUUGCCCAGUGUUAGCGGCCAUGUCUCGAACAUCCAUCCUGGCGGUUUCUGUAAUCAAACAACUGCACAGUUAUGCAAAGCUAAUAAAAGUGCAUCAUUCCUAAAUUUAGAAACACGCGACUUAAAUUCAAAAGUAUUUCCUGAAAUGGAGGACAAUACUGCAAUCCCAUCCUCUCCUGUUGAGGCUGCUUGCAGCACUGCCAAUGCAAAUCCUGUUUCACCAGAGUCUUUAAAUUAUCCCAUAAAUCCCAAUCCUGUAGAUAUUUACCCAGCCAAUACAGACCAUGUAGAAGAUAUCGCUACAGGAACUGGAGACAGGAUGCCUCUUUCUACGCUGAAAGCUCUUCUACAGCGACAGUUGGAAUAUUAUUUUUCUAGAGAAAACUUGUCUACAGAUGAAUAUCUUCAAUCUCAGAUGGAUGCUGAUAAUUAUGUUGCAAUAAGCACUGUUGCUAAUUUUAAUCAAGUCCGACGCCUUACUGAUGAUCUUAAUCUUGUUGUUGAAGUACUCAGAGAAUCUGCUGUCGUCCAAGUUGAUGAAGCUGGAGAAAAAGUUCGUCCAAAUCCUAGAUCAGGUGUCCUCAUCUUGAGAGAAAUUCCAGAAGAAACUCCCCUUAAAGAAAUUGAAGAGCUAUUUAGUGGUGAAAAUUGUCCUAAAUUUUUAAAAGCUGAAUUUGCACAUAAUGAUAGUUGGUAUGUCUUAUUUGAGUCUGAUGAAGACACACAAAAGGCGUACCAGUAUCUGAGAGAAGAAGCUAAAACAUUUCGUGGCAAACCUGUUAUGGCACGUAUUAAAGCUAAAGCCAUAACCUCUGCCCCAUUCACCACAUCAUAUAAGAAUGGUUUUGCUAACCCUCAAGAACCAGAGAAUUACAGUGGUCAGAAUGUCAAUCAGCAACAACAGCAGCCUCUACAGUAUACCUAUAGUGUUCCAAAUGAAAACUACAAUAAUCAGCAGGUCUGUUCACCUUUCUAUCCUCCUACAAUGUUACAAACUUGGGCGCCCACUACACCUGCAUGUGUGGAUUUGGGAACCGUAAGUGUUUUAUCAGUUAAUGGCCUUACUCCUCAGCAAGCUUUUAGACCAUUGCCUAGUGGUAAUAACAAUCGACACAACUACACAAGAGAUAGGCCAGUAAAGGCUUACACUCCACAGAAUUAUAAUUUCUCACGUAGUGAACAAAACAGAUAUUUCAACAGAGGCCAGUCCACAUCUUACCUCGGAAGGCAGCAGAUACAUCAGCAAGCAGCAACCUUUCCAAAUAUUGUGAAUGCCAGCAACUGUGCUUUCGACUACCUGCCAUACGCCGCGAGGUCAAGGAAUCUUAACUUUGGGGUGGACAUGAAUUUCUUCACAGCUCCUAAUUUGUACUACAGCAAGUUGCCAUCUGUAUAUCCAGCUCAUGCAUCACAAACUCGGCAGAAUCCAGUCCUGAUGCAGAGAAAUUCAUUGGGCGUAGGUGCAAUAAAUUGUCAAGACCAAAGCUAUUUGGCUGUUGGCAACAGUAGUUCAAUGCCUUAUUCCAAGGAUUCAGGGAUGAAUGGUGCAUCAAGUGGAAAGCAGAGUGCCGAUUCUCAGGUAAAAGAGAAUUGGGCUCCUAACCAAAGGCAGCAACGUGGUAAAAGGCAUUGGAAAGAAAAUAGUGCUUCUGGUUCUUCGAGGAAUGUAAGGUAUUCUGAUAGUUCAAACAAUGCUUAUAAUAAGUCACUUGGGGAAACUGAGGUCAAAUCUGAAUCACCGAAAUUUGAUUUAGAAACUACAUCAUUUCCCCCUCUUCCUGGCUGUUUGGAGACUGAUAUCAUAGAUGUUGAUGUUUAUGAAAGUAGAUUGUCCGAUAUUGUGAAAGGAACUGUGAAGCCAGCCACAAGAGAUACCAAAACUCAGACUUCCGAAUCUGGUCUUGUUUGUACUACAAAGGAUAGCUCCACUAUUACAAUUGAAGAUGCAGUUAUCCCUUCUGAUGGUGCCUUUACUCCGCCUGACUCUCCUGAUGUUGUGGCAGAGGCAGGAUCAACAGCUGACCCAACAGCGAAUGAGAACUGCCAAGAAUCUGAGUGGGAUGAUUUUGUCGAAUCUCCCACUGAAAAUGCAAUUUGUAGCACCAGUAUUACCCAGAUCAACACCGUGCCUGAAGCUCCUUCAACUUACAACGGAAACAGCACUCAAGUCUUUCAUCUUGUCUCCACAAACUCUAUGGUGAAUGGCUCUGCAGCUAUAGCUGAGAGCUCCCCUCCUUCUAAUUUGCCAGAAACCGACCCCACUGCAAAUGUUCCUAGUGAAAUCAAUGAUAAACAAACUGCCACAAUAAAAUUGCCCAAGGCUAAGCAGCUGGACUCAAUACCCAAAAAUAGCCGGCCACAGUGUGAUCUGCCAUCGCCAAAGAAUAAAACUCCAGACGUGUCGACAAAGAACAAAUUCGACUCGUUCAAAGACAGGGCUUCUGGUGCCACGAAGCAAAACAGAACAUCUUUUUCUAGUAAUAAUAAAAACUGUGAAAGUUCCUCUAGUAAUAAUAAUAAUAAUAACAACAACAAUAAAAAUGAAAAAGUGAACGAUUGUUUACAGACCAUUGCCAGACCAACUGAGCAUAGUGUGUCCAGAAACUCUGAAGUAUCUCAUGGCAAGGAUAAAGGAGCUCAGGGACAUAAUAAGAACAAGGUUCUAGAUUCCAAUUCCAAUAAGGCUAAGACUGUUGAACCAGAACCAACUCUUUUGACUGUCAAUGGCCAUGCUAAUGCUACCGCUGAUAGUGAGUCAACUGUUAGUAGUGAAGAUGAAAAACCUUUUAGAAGAUUAACUUAUUGUGAAGUGGCAAGUCGUGGUAAGGACAAGUUGGAAAAAGUUGCGCAAGAAGUUAAGCUAAAAGAUCAGCAAGAGGCCACUAUUAGGCAGCAUCAUAGGCAACAGGAAAGCGUCGCCCAAAGUAGGCAAGCAUCUACUCGUGGAACUUUCCGAGAAAUUCCAAGAGGCCGAACAGUCGAGGCCCGUCCCGGGGCUAGGGAAUGGCGCGAGAGAAGAAAACCUUCGCGGGCUGUUCCCCUACCAGCCGCUGGGCGAUAAGACUGCCAUCAUGUGCUCUUUGGUUGCAAAGGGCCUACUUAUAUGCAAAAAGAAAAAAAAAAUGUGAUUUGAUUUUUGAACUCAUUGAACUGAAGAUAAAACACCAACUUUGCCUCAAAAGUGAAUUGCAUUGCUUGCUAUUUAUCUUCCUGUUGGCUUCACAACUGUUGGCUUUCUGUAUGUCAUUGGUUUGGAUGUCCAUCUUAACAGCUUAUCUGAUGGAGAGAAAGACAUUUUCAGAAUGACUUGCUAUGCUUAAAUAAGGUGCUAACGUCUGUGUCCAGCAGAAAAAUAAUCCAACAGUGUGUUGAUGCAAAUGUAAAUACAGUUUCGGGAGAAAUUAUUUUCCUUAUCGGGUGCCUCCAUGUAAGAUACUUGAUGAGAUUAUUGUAGCAUGGACAUGAGGACUGAAUGUAGCUGUCUCUCUUUACAUGUCAAGUGAUGCAAACAUAAACAAUGAAUAUAUGUCAGCCCUCUAAGUUAUAUGGCAGGAGCUUCCAUUGUGUAAGUGGUGCUGCAUGAAAAUUAAUGGAGCACUGCUUUAGAAAAAAAAAUUAAUAAUAAUGCAGUAUACCAACGUUUGACACAGAAUUUAAAUUGUAUAUUUAAUUUCUUGCAUAUCUAUCAGCUGUUGAGUUUUGUUAUGAUAUAAGAUUUUGGGAAAUUCAUUUAAUGUGUCAUAUGUUAUCGUAUCAAAACUGAACCUCUUCAAGAUAGCAAAACAUUGGAAUACUGACGCAGAAGGGGAAAAAAAUUACAUUGCCAUGCGGCUAUUACAAGAAAUAUGCUGCAUGCUUACAUUUGUGUUAUAAUUUCUAGUCUAAAUUUAUUAUGCAUUUGUUGCAUCGGCAUAUUAUGAAAUCAAAAAGUGGAAGCCAAACAAAUGACUAUACAAAUGUAAAAAUGUGUUGUUUUCGUAAAUCUGUGUCGAACUAUUCUUUCCCCCCUUUUAGGGUUUUAGCGACCCAUAUGUGAUACUAUAUGCCUUAAUUAGUGUGGGGAUAUCUUUUUGUGAAUUUAUUAAUGUCUUCAAAUACACUUGUCAGCUUAUGCUAAAGAAAAUAUAGGUUGUGGUACUGUACAAUUGUACUGUAUAAAAAAACAAACUGUAAUGACUUUAUUACAGUUUUGAAUUAUAUUUUGAGUAGUUUUUUUUUUUUUUUCAUUAACUUAUGAGUUUUAUCAUUACUUCCUAACUUAUCCUAUACUUAGCUUUGUUUCUGAGUCUAAGGGUGGAUUUCUUGCUUUCCUCUUUUCAAAUAUUUGAUUUGUGAUUUCAUAGAAAUCUUUGUUUGUAUACGUAUCUGUACCCCAGCAGUGUGGUGGGUCCACUUUUUUUUUUUUUCUGUCUCUCUCUCUCCCUGCUGGUAAGAUUUCUCUUCAUUUUCCUUCCUCCCUUAUAUUUUCUUCCCUCUCAUCCUUUCCUCUUUCUUAAUGUGUACUUACAUGAAACUGAAAUCAUAUGACAUUUGAAGUGUAAUUUGUGUGUAUGUGGAAAUAUAUUUAAAAAUGUUGAUGAAGAGUUUGAGAUAUUAUUGACUGCUAAAGUACACAGUACCCUCAUUAUACUGAUGUACUGGUUGCUUCAUGUGUGAGCUGUAACUGAACAGUAUGUAUAUAUUUGACCAUAGAAAGAAUUCUGACAAAAAAAAAUAGACGCUAGUAUGUAUCUUCUGCACUGCAGAGAUAUAGAACGAGACACCAGAUAGUUGAAGCAAAUGAACUUAGCUAUUAUCUCUAUAUACAAGAUUAACAUGCAUGGUCAUAACAAACAAUAGAAUAUAAAUGCAGUGCUUUUCUAACCCAUCAUUGUGGAUGAAUGACACAUUUGUAGUUCAGGGCAAAUUUGAUUAUUUUUUUACUUAAAAAAAAAAAAUGAUAUUGGUCAGUUUCUACUGUUAGUUGCUUUUUGAAAUUUCAUAACCUCAAUCUCAUUGUGCAUCUAGACUAAAGAACCAAAGAAAUAGGCAUUAAAAAAAUGGUAUGCUGGUUGUCUUGUCCUCCAAAAAAAUAAAUAAAUUAUAUAUAUAUACUAAAGAAAACAGUAUUGGAUUUUGCAUUGCAGCAUCUUGGCUGUCUAUAAUGGGAAAUUGUUGUUCUAUGUAAAUCACUGCUUACGAUGUUGCACAAAACUGCUUAUGAACUGUUUGACAAAUCAUCUAGCUCUGAAGACAUCCACAAAUGUCUGCAUUAACUAUAUAUCAUUCUCAUUUUCUCAGUUAUCUCAAAUACUAAUCUGAUCAAUGUUUUUGUUGGAAGAUUAGAAUAUUUUAUUAAAAAUGUGUAGAACGACAAUUAAAAAUUUAUGUGAAUGUACCAAAGGCAACAAAUAUACAACACUUCUGUCAAAGUGUGAGUGGGUGUAAAGUUUUAAAGCAAGACUAGGUCUGUUUGCCUGCCAUGUGGAAAGUUGUCCGUUUCAAUCCAGUGGCUGGAUAUUAUUGUUUGUUUGUUUUUGUAAGGUUUUUGAUUUUGAGUGUAUUAGGCAAAAAGAAAAUGCAGUCAGUUUUUGUUUUCUUCACUAUGUCAGUUACUUCACUCGCGCUUUCAUUAGUGAGAACAGAAUUAAUGUAACUGAAUAGAAAAAUAUUUAAACAAAAAGAAAAAUUAUAAUACUAGAAAAUUUAUGGAACUUAAUGCUAUAUCAUUAGGAAGAAUAUAGCUUCGAAGUCCAAUGAGUUUGAUUCAUCACAUUCAAAAUGUACAAGAAAAAGGCUUAAAAUGUUUACCUUUCUGAAGAUAAAUGGGACAGUGAAAAUCGGUAUAAUAUGAAUUUUGUGCGGAAUUCUUAAUUUAUUAAAAAUUGUUUUCGUUGAAGUUCAAGUGUUUGUGUAUAAAAUAGAAUCUGAUUUUUCGUUAGAAAUUCAAUUUCCGAAGAUUUUCAGCUGAAUGACUAUUUGAAAAGUGUUGCCUAGGUAUUCAUGUUACCAUCUGUUGAUUCAAGAUUGUGGAUGAAAAGCUACGUGCAGCAGCAACUUAUAUGCCUUUUUGAAAGGAAACGAAAUAUUUCCCCAUUUUUCCUUUGGGUUUUGUGAUACUUCAAGAUUGAUUUUCUUGUUCAUGACUUGUGAUGAAAAACACCUUGUAUCUGAAAUUAUCAACUGUAAUAAUGAACUAUAAAUUACUCCAGAAUAAUUUAUAUUGUAUGUGCAGAAGUAUGAAAAAUUAAAGUAUGCUACUAAAAUAAAAUUUCAAAUAAAAUGUGAUUGUUGAUAUGAAUAUUUUUUAAUUUAGCAGGGGUAUACAUGAAAGUACAUUUAAAACUGAAUGACUGAAUUCGUAAUAAAUUAUCUGAAUUUCC